Cylas formicarius (sweet potato weevil) is the source of this 10868-nucleotide messenger RNA. RefSeq lists its product as uncharacterized. The transcript has 12 exons. Lineage: Eukaryota; Metazoa; Arthropoda; Insecta; Coleoptera; Brentidae. The coding region runs from base 16 to 5286 and encodes 1756 amino acids. The record is from RefSeq and is a predicted model, not a curated record.
UUUGUUUUCCGGAAAAUGGACACGCCCCCCUCUCCGGGUCCAUUAAUAAGUCUCCGUUUUGCAGAAACGACUUUUUUUUUUAAAUACGACCCAAACCACACGCGGAGCUAUAAUUACGUCGGAGUCGCUUUAAUUAUUGAUGGGGGUGGUUUUUCCCGUCCCCCUGCCCCCACAACGACGGUCCGCGAAAACUUUCAGUGCGAUCGCGAACGCGGGAAAUGGCGGACCGAAGCGCUGACGCAGCUGCAUCCGAUGCCCUCUAAACGACACGUCACAGGUUAUGACGCGCGGUUUUCGAACGACUUGAGUCGCGUAGUAGGUCGUGACGUACGAUUGUUUUGGCUUUUUGACGUUUCGGCGAUUAUGUUCGCGUCCAUCUUCGCGGAGUUUGUGAAGAGUCGUGCGGAGGAGACCCGAUUCAGGGGCGUCCUCGCGUAUCCCUCGCCCAAUGAAAUGGCCGCCAGAAUUAAAAAGCAAACGGCAAAUUCGAGGGAGAUAGCCUCGCCACAGUCGGGCCCGUCCAAAAGCGACCAGACAGCGAGCGAACCCUGCCCCGCCCCCAGGAGCGCGAAGCAAAAUGUCGCGGGUAUCGCGAAACGGCUCGCGAAAAGGAUGCCGCCGAAAAAGAUCAUCAAGAAAACGGCGGGCGGCGCCAUCAAGAUGAAAGCGAAAACGAAGAAACCGCUGAAGAUCAAGAUGAACCGCCUGGCUAAAGCGCUACAGCAAAACGGAAAGGGGCUGGAGACGAAGAAACGGCUGCUGAAGAACGGACUCAGGGGCGGCAAAACGGCGAACGCCCUGGAGCCGAUCUUUCCGCCGGAGGAGCACUUGGAGUCGAAGAAAACGCGCAAGAGGAUCGCGAAGAAACCGCUGCCCAAGCUCAUAGACGUGAAGAAGAUCAAAAGCGAAUUGCUGCUGCUGAAAACGGAAGAACUGGUCGACCACGGGGAAUCGCCCGGCGAUAGGGGCAAGUCGGACGGUUCUUCUUCCGCCGAGCUCGAUUCGAAGCCCGUGCGGAGACCCGCCAAGCCGAAGAAAUCGAAAACAGAUUCUGCCACCAUCGAGGAAGUGAUGAAUGACUUGACAUUUCUAAUCAAAGGCGAGGACAUCAAAAAGGAACCGGACUCGAUGUCCGAGUCCAGCCGGAGCGACUCCCUGAAGCCUACGAGGAAGUUGACGAAACGCCAGCGGAUCGACCUGCUGAAAAAGGAGAUCAAGAAGGAGAACAUCGAAAACACGCUGAGCAAACUGGACGCCGACGAGAAGAAAAUCAUCGACAUGCUGGACCUGAACGUCAGCAAGAUCAGGCGCGACGUUCCAGCGACCAAACGCCGCCAUAGCAUAGAAAAGUUCCCAUUGAACUGCGUGGAAUCUGAGCCGGUGGCCCAGCUGUCGAUCUUCAAUCAACUUCCCAGGUGCAUCAGUCCGAAGACCUCUAAAAAGCCGCUGAAAAUUCGCCACCAGAGCUUGGACGGGAUCGUUUUCAAAAGGAACAGCCCUUAUACAAGGUCCGAUUCGCCGGUCAGGAUACUCAGAAACGGGAAACACAGGAAGUUGAAGGACGCGAUCCUCUUGGAUGGGCUGGACGAGGUGAAGAGGAGGAGACGGUUGUGUUCCGACCUCAGCAGCUCGAAGCUUUCCGAGUACGACUCGGAUAGCAGUUUCUCGGAUAUGGCUUCCUUGCACGGCAGCGAACCCUCAAACAACAAAGAAUUGGAUAAUUUACUGGACGAAUACUCAAUCGCCGAACAAAAACCCAAAACUCCGUUAGCUGUGAUGACUGUGACCGACACCAAUUCGAAUUUGUGCGGCGGUUUGACCACCCAGGUCGAUCCCCCCGUAGCCAUGGUCGUCAGUCCUAGCUCCAAAGUUCCCGAUAAAGGGCUGAUAUUGGACAUCAUGAAGCAAACCUUUAACGACACUCAGACUUCUCUCCAAAAGUGCGAGGUGUCGAAGUUUUACGGGAGAGUGAAGCAAGACGAAGCUGCGACGGGGGAGAAUUGCCUCAGCCCGAAGGAAAAAGGGACCACUCCUGAGGGAGAUUUCGCCUCCGAAGACAAGGAAGCGGAAGAGCAGCGCUCCUUCGAGAACAUGGUCCAGGAGUGCAUAGAGAGCAUCGGAGAAAUACCCCGGGACGUUUCGCUCGAUGACUCGGUGCCGGUGAUCGAAAACAUGGCGGAGGCGGUGGAUUUCAUCCCUCGGAACGAGGACCUGGAGCCGCCCCAGUUGGAGUGCAGUGUCGAGCCGCCUUCGAAAGCAACGGCCGACGCCGCAGCUGACGCUCCGCCUUGUAUCGAGGAACUAGGAGAGGAAGCGACUGAAAAAGUAUGUGAUAUUCCAAUCGAGGCCGUCGAAGAAGCGGCGAAAGAAGAAGAGGAAGAGGAAUCGCCCGAGCAGUUGGCCAAGAAGGAGAGUAUAUUGAAGGCACUAGGUCUGCAGAGCCUGCGCGCUGCGGAGCAGGCGAAGCAGCAAAGGGGCAGGUCCGCUUCGAAGCGGAUCGAGAAAAACGAAAGUUACACUGGAACUUUGAAGACUGUGAUAAAGAUCAAUCGGGAUAAGAAGAAAGGGAGGAGUUCGUUCAAGAUGACGCUGCAAAAGAGCAAAAGUAAGAGCGACAACGGGGAACAAAGCCAAACGGACGAAGGGUACAAAAUUAUGAAAGAGGGAGCGGCCGGAUCGGGCAAGCAAGGAAAAGAGUCCUCGGAUUCAGCCGGUGCGCACCGAAAAUCACAUUAUUCUAACAGAUCUAACAUGGAAGCUAGCAGCGAGCACACGUCCGACGGAGAAUCUACCGGACCCCUGGACAAAAACGGUGCUCCGGCAAAAGCGUUGGUGAUACCUGAAAAAGCCAGUUCGUUCAGCAUACACCCGGGUCGCUUGUGUAAGGACGAGUGCUCUUAUUGUUUCGGGAAAUUCGGCCUGUUCGACACGCCAUGUCACAUCGCCCAGAUGAAAAGCGUCGAACGACAGAACAAGAUACUGGCCACCGAGAAACAUUUGACCAGGGACUCUUGUCUUUGCGACGCUUGCUACCGCCAUGUGGACAGGAAAUCCAAUACCCCUUCGUACACCAAUAAAUCAUUGAAGAGGAAUUCACUAGUCGCUCCGGGUCCCAGGCAAAAUCACUGCCACGUACUGGGGUGUAGUAACGUGUCGUCCAACAUACUGCGGCGAAAAUGGAUAAUCAAGAUGAGGAAGAGCAUUUGCCAAGUGAUAAACAUCGAUUUGGAUAACCCCGGUCUACACUCCAUUCCCAUAUGCGACGAGCACUACAAUUCUCUGGAACACCUGAUGGUCUGCGCCAUGUGCAAACGGCGUCUGGCCCGCAAUCACAUUCAUUAUUUGGGACCAGAAGUGAAAGACUUAAACUCCGCGUUGAACGACGAAGGGAUACCCCUAACGUUGUGCGACAAACCGGUGGUGUGCAAGCUGUGCAAGUGUUUCGCUUCCGUGAUUCUGAAAGACCCGGAAGAAAGGCCGGACAACAGCGCGAGUUUCUUCGAGGACUACAAAAAAAGACUGCUGCACUACAACGACAUAGUGCCCAUGGACGCGGCGGCCGCCGAAGAGCCCAUCGUAGUGCCCAGCAAAGCCGACAAAAUGAUGGAAAAGGAAUCGGUGAAAAAGAAGAAAAGGGAUCGACAUUCAUCUGGGGAAUCGUCCGGCAACGUACACACCGACAGCCAAAACGAAUUCGACAAAUGUGAUAAUUUAGAAGACCAUCAAACUAGACUCCAGAACAGAGUGCCUUCGACAGACACGAACAACUCCCAAAGCCAAUCCAGGUCCGAAUCGCCCGAUGACGAGUAUUCGUCCAUCGAUUACAACACCCUCAUACCGACCAUCAACCUGGAGUGUCCCAGCGAUUCGGACAAUAAGAAAGAAGCCCCACGAAAGAUGACAGUAGGUAUCCAGAAGCGGAUACCGAGACUCGAAACGGUAAAAGAGGCCGUCGAAGUUUCAAAAAACUUCAAAGUGAAGGUGGACAAAGCGAAACCGAACGAUUUGGCGAUGCAAAAACUCGGUCAGAACCCGUCGAUAUCGCUCCGCCCCGCUUGCUCGCCCGAUAGCGACCACGACAGCUGGGACAAGCGUCUCUUAUCGUCGAACCCGGCCAUAUCGGUCAGGCAACUGUUCCCCGGGGAGGAGGAGCUACCGUUGACGGGUCAGAUCGACUUCAACCACGUGAAAGAGCAAACGCCGGAGGGUUGGAAAAAGUGCUCGACCACGAUCCAGUACGACGAGGAAACGAAACACCUGUGGCAAGAACUGCAAAAACCCUACGGGAAUCAGAGCAGCUUUUUGCGCCACCUGAUCCUGUUGGAAAAGUACUUUAGGAACGGGGACCUUAUGUUGUCGCCGACGGCGAGUCACCACGCGAUUAAUUAUCGCGAAAGCGUCCAUAACCGGUUGAGGGCGUACGAUAAUAUACCCUCGAACGCUGGCAACAUCCAACCGAUAAGCAUGAUCCCGUUCAACAAGAUGCACAAGACCAGCGGCGGGGUCGUCAUCACCGCCGGAGGGCAGCAGGGUAGCUGUUCGUCUCAGGUGUUCGUGCCGCAGCUUCAGUCCGGCUCUAACGGGUCGACUUCGACGAGCGCCCCCAUCACGCUCCAGCAGUUAAACAGCCCGCCCCUGAUCCCGCCGAUCCUGCAGAACUUCCCGAAGGCGAAAUCGUCGGGCACGCCUCCCGGUCUGAUCUCGCUGAAUGCGGGCACGUCGCGACCGGCGCCGAAGGGCCUGCCCCAAGGUCAAAAGAUCAAGUUCCCGAUCACGAAAAACUGGCGACCCAACUUGAUCCCGAUCGAUCCGACGAGGAAACACGAGCGCAAAACCGGGCUCGUGCAAGUCAUAUCGGGUGGCAAACCUUACCACAUCACGCUGGAGGAUUACAAGAAGAUGUGCGCGAUCAAACGCAGCUUCGAGGCGAAACAGAAGAAGCUGCAGCAGGAACAGCAGCAGUCGUUGCUGCUCGCCGGUCACCACAAUUCCGUCUUGAAGUCGAUAAUGCCGCGGAAGGGCUUGGUGAUUAGCAGAACCAACGGGACCGAGGUCAAAGCGGCGGGGGACGGGGGGGAGACGAUUUUGGAAAAACUGGACCGGCAGGUGGAGAAACUGGGCCAGGAAUCGAGAUCGUUCGGCGACAGGACCACGUCGAUGCUGUUGCCGCGCAUUCCCAAGUCGCUGACGGUCAUCCCGCAGAUGGUUCGGAAGGCCGGACCGCCCAGUCCGGUCCUGGUCGUCGCCCCUAAGGCGGGCGGACCCAACGGCCACGACCAGUCAUGAUUAAGGUUCGGUUAGUCGUUUUGGUUGGGUUUUUUGUUUCCUCGGAAAAGUGCCUAAGCCGGUUAAGGUACAGGGUGGUUGAUUUAAGAAAUCUAUGACCAAUAGUUGUCUUUACGGUCUCAAUUCUUUCUGGUGAGCAUAAGAGCUGAGCUGAGUUUUAUUUUUAAUAAUUUCGAUCCGAUCAAAGAUUGAUCGAUAAUUAAUGUUGUUCCAACUUAACUUACUAUUGGAAAAACAACCCGACGCAGUCCGAGGCUAAUAAAUCUUUUAUAUGUUAUCUUGUGUUUCGUUGACGCCUAUUUUGCUUUUCCGUUGGCGUUAGUCGUCACUUUAUAAAUGGUUUUUCAUAAAAAAUUGUAUCGAUUUUCACUUUUUUUAUGUUGUUUUUUUUUUACGAAAUCUUUCGCUAAAAUUUUUUUUCAUUAGACAACAUUAGAUAGCGUCUGUUUUUUAUUGUACUUGCUCAAUUAUCAUUAGUGACAUUUAUUAUCGUAAUAUAUAUAAUUAAAAAAUCCUUUAACUAAACUUUAAUAAGAAAUCUUGAUAAUAACGUAUAAACACAAGAUAGGCGGUCAGGAAGAUAUCUAAAUUAUAACUCCAAUGUCCCCAAAAAUCAGGAAAAAUAUUGGUUUAACAGAUCGUGCUAUCAGGAAUACAGGACAGAAAUUUUAUGAAAAUUUAAAGAAAUUUUAAUUGAAAAUCAGUUCCCUGAAAAUAACAUUAAUGAAAUUUUUAAAAGGAGAACCUAUAUGGUUUUAUAAUAAAAAUGAAAUAUCAGAAAUAUGUUGCGAUAAUAUGAAACAAAUUCUAUCUACGUAUUAAAACUAAAAAGCUGUCAAAUGAUGUAUAUUCAAUGCAUUGUUCAAAUUACCCAAAAAAAUAUAUUGGAAUAACAGGCAAGCUUUUGGAAAAUCGUAUAAAUUGGCUAACCAAAACUAAAAUUUUAACACAAGAUGAUGAUCAUCCACAAUUAGCAAUAAAAGAAAUGAUUUAUAUUAAAAAAAAAAGAAAUAAAUUCUGUAAAUGAUCGAAAAGAUUAGAAGUCGAUUAGACCACAGUUUUAUAACCUAAUCUAAAUUAUAAAUCAAAUCCACUUUCUUAUAAAAAUAGUGUUGAAAAUAAAUCAAAAAUUAAAUAAACAUAACAAAUCAUUUCAUAUUUGUACUUUCUUAAUUUAUUAAAAAUUUCAGUGAAGUAUUGAAAUAUUUUUGUAUAAAAUGUUUAAUUUAUAUAUAAAAAAAAAACUUUUUCGUGUAUAUUACUUCAUUUUUGAAAAAUAACAUUAGACAGUUCGAACAUCAUUGAAGCCCGAAAAGGUUUUAUUUUUUUGGAUUGCUCAAUCCAAAAAGCCAAUAAAAAAUCGCGAGAGUAGGUGGCGUGCAUUUUUUUGUCGAUAAAAUUUCUUAAAUUAUCUGAUCAAAAUGCACAAGCGAUUUUUCCUGAACGUGGAGAAUUUAAUUCUCAUUUAAAUGAAAUAAUUAAAAUAUAAUAUAGUUUCGGUUUGCGCCAUCUAGUGGCGCCGAUGUAAUUUAGGUGCCGGCGUUAAUUUUUUUUUUUUCUAAAUUGAAGUUAAAACUGCUCCCGCCAUUUCAUUUUACGUCGGACAAAAAUUUGCGCAAGCGGGUGAUGUACCUUAAGCGGUAUUUUUUCGAUGAAAUUCUAUUUUUAUUUUCUGAGACAUCGAUUAAUUGGCCACCCUGUACAGUGUAGAAUUAUGUAUUAUAAAAACUGAUCUUUGUAGAAAGUUGUUGGUUGACAAUCAAAUACGUGAAUUUAUCAUACUCGGUUGAGAUGGCUUCACCGGGAGAUGGCGCUUGCUCCGGAUUUACCUGUCAUAAUGUUAAGCGGAUCCAAUUAUUGAAUAUAAACGGUAUAUGAACUUUAUCAAUAACAUAUUUAUUACCAUCUUUAUACGAAAGUGACACAAUGCCAAUAUAUCUCGGACCUUAUUAGCGCAUAUUGCCACAUUUAUGGUUUUUCCCUAAGUCGCCAAAUUUUCUUAUUUGAAAUAGAAAGAGGGUAAAUUUUUAUUCCUUUUUUGAAUUGCUGUUCUAAUUAUUUUUCACCCAAAUUCAACCGUUUUUGAAGGAGUAACGAAAAACGCAAAUAGUUUUGGUUAGUUUGUCAUUUUGAACAUCACCUUUUUUUCUUUGGUUUUAAAUAGUUUUUAUUGUUAUUUAAGUUUACCAAUUCUUUAAAAUCAUUUUUACUUACGUUUUUCUAUCAUUCCUGCAAAAACUUUCGAGUUUCGGUUAGGGAAAAUACUUAAAAUUUUAAGAUCAAUCAAAAAAUAGAAUAAAAACAUACCCUUUCUAUUUAACAUGAGAAAGUCUGGUACCUUAGGGAAAAAAACAUGUGGCAACGUAGCCUGUCACCGUUGGAUCCCAGCCUAAUUAGAGGAACUCCGGGUACAUUAAAUUUCAUAAAUUGAAGUUUAAUAAUUAUUAUCUUUUGUAUUCUGUAGUGUUAUCGUUACAGUUUUGAAAGGCAUAACUGUAGUGGCAAAAUUUUCUGGUUCACCCCGUAUGUCAAAAACGAAGCUAGCCAGGAUCGUUUUGAAAACGAGAUUUUUUGUUUCAAAAGUUUCCAUAAUUAUUUCCGACCACCAUCCAAUUACAUGUGUUAAACGUGAUAAAAAGGAACAUCUUAAGAUAUUUUUUUCUUUUUUCUAUCACCGUAUAUUUAUUUACUACACUGUGAUGUCACAAAUUUAUAUUCGCUAAUUCUUCACAACCUGGAUAUUCAACGUCAAACUCGACCGCUAAAACGGCCCUUUUUGUUUUAAUUUUAACGCUUAUUAUAGAAUUUGUGGUUAAGUCAAAAAGAGUAAAACCGGAUAAAAGCGCCAUCUUGAAUUUGAACUCCUUGUAAAAGCGCUGAUUUUUAUUCAACGCGUUGCCAAACGGAUUUUUUUUAAAUAGCAAAAAUAGAACGAACAAAUAACAAUUAAAUUUGUACAAAGUAGUUAAAUUAUCAUAUUUUUAACGUAUACAGGGUGAUUUCGAUAUGAUUAUUGCCCUAGGGAAUCAUCGAUCUAUUUUUAAAUUAAAACUAGGUCGUUCCCCAGCAUAUUAAAAUCGAGGAGGAAAUAUAUUGUCGAAAGCGAAAUAAUUAUUUUUUUAACGACGUGUAUAUAUAAUAAACAUAACAAUAUUAUUGUACAAAAAAAAUCUAUUAGUUGGCAAUAAUCUUCUUUGCGUCAUAUUUAUACUUCAAGUUUUAAGGUGAACUUUAUUUAAUGCGAAAUGGUGCUAAUGUAAAUUUUGAAAUUCGAUUGAGAACUAGAUUUAUUUUAGGUAAUUUUUAGGCUGUUAGAAAAAUAAUGUGUAGACUGUUCAGGACAAAAAUUGAUGUACCGAAAUGAACUCUGUUAAAACUUCGGGUAUGGGCGUGAGAUUUUCGAUAUCGUUUUUUUGAAAAUCGUAAACAAAAAACAUUUUGAAAUUUAUAAUAAUUGUUAUCCAUAUACAGUGAAGACAAAGUAUGUUGCAACUUUUGAUCCGUCUCGUAUAUUGCGAUGACAUCUGGUGGGAUAUUAUAUGACGCAAUCCUCGUUUCGCUUUAUUUUUUUAUGGGGUGGGACACUUUAUUUUAUUUUAUAUUUAUUUUAUUAUAACUAUUAUUAUUAUUAUUAUUAUUAAUUUAUCGUUGUUUUAGCUACAAUUAAUGACUAAUUGAACUACAUAGGGAAAAAAAGGUCGUCUUCAAAACCAAAAAUGACUAUUCCAUUAAAAAAUAACUUGAAUCAUGAAAAUGUCAUUUUCGGUAUAAAAAAAAUAAUCGGAAUAUGGCAAUAUACCAAACGGUUCAAAAGUGACGGACUUUAUGUCCGCACUGUAUAUAUUUUGUCAGCAAAAAUGGAUCCCGACAAAACGUGUUGGGGAAACGGGGAGUCCUACAGAUUUGAGCCAAAAAAAAAGAAAAAUAAGUAUGUAGUAAACCGGCGAAGAGAAAAUGCGGGAAAAUAUUUUCGGGUUUCUUGAAUUUUAAAACUAGGUUUCUCCAAAAAAAAAUUGUAGUAGUGUCUGUAGAAAUAAAAUUCGUGCAAAAGCGUUUAAUAUAAUGGUAGAUCUAAACAUUGGACAACAUGCAACCCCAUAUGCAACACUUAUAUGCCCAUGAUACAGUUUAAUCAAUUCGGAAUCCUUAAAAAAAGGCUUUUCCUAGGCUCACCUUGCCAGCAGGUGGCGUUUUCCACCAAAAAAAAAUCAUGUUCUGAAAACAGAAUAAAUGCAACGAUGUCAUUUGAUCUACAUCAUUAGAUAGUCGACAGUCCGGUGAACCUAACCUAAAAUAUGUCCGUAUAAUUAGUAUUACCACUUAUUUUUUCUCUAAAAAUUAAAAAAUGCUGAUAACCAACUAAAAUGACGUAUUUAAGUAGAGAAAUGUGUAAAAAAAUAGACAAUACGACUCUUUUGGCUGUUCUAGUCUUUCGAUUGCUUACUGUUUUAAUUAUUUCAAGCUUGUUAAAGUUUAUUGCAUCAAAAAUAUCUUAUUGAAACUCAUCGUAAUUCAGUGCCCAGAAGGAAUCUUUGCUUAGAAACGAAAAACAAUACAUUCAGUUUCAAUAACAUUGGUUAGUCACGAACAAUGUAUUAUUGAUUAUUAAUUAAUGAUAGUAAUAAAUUAAUUAAAAACGCUGGAUGAUAUUUCAAAACGUAGAAAUGUUACUGGGUAAUUUUGCGUGAACCAAGUAAAAGAUAAAAACGAAAUUUUAUUUUUUUAUUUUGAAUAUCAUCUGGAAUCCUAAAAAUUAUAAUUGCGUUUUAUUUUUAAAAUAUCGAAUAACUUUCGAGCGUUUUGUUUUAAUCAUAUUUUAGGUUAGGAUAGGAUAGGAUACCUGAUUACUUAUCUUACCACCUGGUGGUAAGGUAAGUAAUCAGGUAAGAAAUGGACAUUUAUUUAGGAAAAUAUUCCAAUUUCAUCACAGAGAUGGAUCGAAAAGCAUUUGAAAUUGUAGAAAAUUUUAAAAUUCAAAUGCAGAAACUAGAAAAUAAUUUCCAGCAUUUUUUCUCUUGGCCCUUUACUUAAUAAUUAAUAAACUUCUAGGGCUGUUCCUUAUGUCUUAUUGGGACACCCUGGGUAGAGUUGAAGUUUUCACAAUUUUUUAACAACAUUAAUUAAAGGCGGCUUUGUUCGUGCUUUCAUUUACUCUCGCUAGAAUUUUUUUUUUUCGAAAUGGUGUUUCGAGUUUGGCUUCAAUUUUAAUUUUUAACUCAAUAUUAUGUAAUAAAAUGUUUAGUUUAUUUUCAAUUAAUAAUUUAGUUUUUCGAUUAGUUAACGCUCAUAAUAUUUAGAGACUAAGUUAAUUUAUUUUAUGUAGUAUUGUUUUGUACCUUUCAAUAUUUGCCUGGGUAGUUGUCAUUGUAUAAAUAUCUUCAUUUAGUUUUGCAAUACACUUUACCUUAUUUCGUAAAUGAAUCGAGUUUGCAAAACGACUGCGCAUACAAAAAAGGAUGUUAUAUUUGUUGUUACUUUUGCAGAAUUAUCGUAUCAUGUGGUAAUCACUUGAAUUUUAUGUUUAUUACUUGUAAUAUUAUCGAUUUAUUGAAAAUAAAGUUAUUUCCAUUUUUUAAAUAUUU